Messenger RNA from Episyrphus balteatus (marmalade hoverfly), 1064 nucleotides. RefSeq names its product syntenin-1-like. NCBI's taxonomy places the organism in Eukaryota, Metazoa, Arthropoda, Insecta, Diptera, Syrphidae. Gene Ontology annotation, cellular component: plasma membrane; cytoplasm. The transcript has 5 exons. The record is from RefSeq and is a predicted model, not a curated record. The coding region runs from base 125 to 1063 and encodes 312 amino acids. Gene Ontology annotation, molecular function: protein binding.
UAUGGUGUUUGUGAUAGAAAAAAAAAAAAACAAUUAAAAUAUAAUAAUAUAGUCAUACAAUUAAAUUGGAAACAAAAAAAAACAGGAAAAUAACAUUGAAUUGAUUUAUUGAGGAGUCGCCAUAAUGUCUCUGUAUCCAUCAUUGGAAGACAUGCAAGUUGAUAAACUUGUACAAAAUCAACGUGCCAUGGUAAACGAAGUUAUUAAAUUUUCUCAAGACUCACCAACACCGACACCAGCUGUAACUGCAACCCCAUCACCAUAUCCAGUUGCAAAUGUUCAAAAUGGAUCAGUUGUUUAUCCAGCUUUAGGCAAUUUCCUCGGUCUAGAAUUGUCCGAUGAUAUGAUUCGACAAAAUAUGCCAGAGUAUAUGACUGAUGUACCAGAUACUGCCAUUGAACCAGCAAAAAUUCCACAAUAUCCAUCGACCAAUGGAAUUGUUGCCCCAGUUACAGGCAAUAGUCUUAUUCCUGCAGUUGCACAAGUCAAUCACAGUAUUAGAGAGUUGAUCCUGUGUAAGGAUUCGAAGGGAAAAAUUGGACUACGAGUUCAAUCCAUUGACAAUGGUGUCUUUGUGUGUAUUGUUGUUAAGAAUAGUCCAGCUGCUUUGGCUGGUUUGAGAUUUGGCGAUCAGAUUUUGCAAAUCAAUGGAACUCUUGUUUGUGGAUAUUCGGUUGAUAAGAUUCACAAGAUGCUCAAAUCAUCAGGAAGUAAUAAUAUAUCUGUUGUUGUUCGAGAUAGGCCAUUUGAGAGAACAGUUACCUUAUUAAAAGAUUCUAAAGGUAACAUGGGAAUUGUUUUCAAAAAUGGAAAAAUUACUUCCAUUGUCAAGGACUCGUCUGCAGCUAAAAACGGAGUGCUUAUAAAUCACAAUUUGCUUGAAGUUAACGGACAAACUGUGGUGGCAAUGAAAGACAAAGAAAUCACUAAGAUCAUCACCGAUGCACCUGGCAGCACCAUAAAGAUAACAAUUAUCCCAACGUUUUUGUUUGAGCAUUUGGUCAAAAAAUUAUCAACAUCAUUCCUUCGUGGUAAGAUGGAUCAUAGUAUUCCAGAAUUCUAAA